AUGCUUGCAUUCAAACCAUCACAACAAAAGACAAGCAUGUCAUCUCCUUUCCACCAUCGUUCUUCUUCGCCCUCUUCUCCUCCUUCACCAACUGUCACACGAAAUUCCUCUCUGAACAGAAUUAGUGGUGGAAUGAGUGGUGUCACUAACACCACCACCACCACCUUGAUAACCACAAACUCCUCACCCAGUGGUGAAUUCUCCAAUGUUUCCGAUCUCCUCAAAACGUAUAACAACUUUGAAAGUUUUAUUCAACAAAACGAUGGCAAGCAACGAUUGAAAGAGUAUUUAGAGUCGUCACGAAAUGAAGAACAAUUAUUAUUUGUAGAGAUCAUGGAACCUUACAUGGCUGUUUUGAAUCCUAAAGUCUCUUGUUCAACAUUUCCUACAAACAACAACAACAACAAUAAUGGAAAGACCAGUGUUGAUGUGUCUCUCAACUCACUGACUGAGAAUGACAUUGAAUGGUCAUCUUCCAAUGAAAUUAUUAUGGAAAGUGUGAAAAAUGUUUCUCGUCGUCGACGUCCAUCCCACCACCAAUACAACCCCCAACACCCCCAACACCCCUACAACCACCACCACCACUCUCUUGUUCAACCUUCUUCUUCUUCUUUGAUUCAACAAGAGGAUGAUUCUCCACAUUGGACAUUCUUGGAUUUAUGUAAAAUAGUUUUCACACAAUUCUUACAAGAUGAUUCUCCUUAUGAAUUGAAUGUGAGCUCCAAAUUGAAAGCAAGUGUGAAAAAGGCAUUAAUUUCGAAUUCUGAAGAAGAAGCCAAAAAAAGUCUCAAAUCUCUCUAUCAUCAAGUGUUGUCUCAAAUGAAAGAAGAAGCAUUUAAACAUUUACGACAAAGUGAAGAUUUCAAAAUUUGGGUUCUCUCCAAGGCCAUUGAUUUCUCUCAAAAAGCAGAACAACAUUCCGUUCAAUCCUUUCUUGAAGAGAAUGAAAUGGCAGAAAAUUGGUCUCUCUUCAAAAAGAAGAAACUCUUUGUCAUGAAAGAUAUUCGAGACAUGACGGAAGAAGAUUUUCGAAAAUUGGGUGUGAAAAAGUUGGGUCAUGUGAAACGAUUGGUGAGAAGAACGAUGGAACAUUUUUCGUCUGCUACAACGACUACUGUACAGCAAUAA
Messenger RNA from Naegleria fowleri, 1128 nucleotides. RefSeq lists its product as uncharacterized. Gene Ontology annotation, molecular function: protein binding. The record is from RefSeq and is a predicted model, not a curated record. Bases 1 to 1128 code for a protein of 375 amino acids. The transcript has a single exon. Lineage: Eukaryota; Heterolobosea; Eutetramitea; Acrasida; Naegleriidae.